CUUGAGAGCGGGCUGCGAGGGAAAGUUGGCCGCCAGUUUCUAAGAUGGCGGCGCCGGCUUCCUUUUCUGGUCCUCCUCCGGUUUUCUCCUGAGGUCGAGGCCUCCGUUUCUCCCUCAUCUAAAGGACGCUUUCGAAGAUGGCUUCUUUGCUGCGGCUUCUCCUCCGGGGAAGCUUCCGGAGGUUGGGGCCGAGGGCUUUUCUUGGGCACGGUGCUCUUCGCGGCGUCGGCUCAGGGGCGCCUCUCAGGAAAGGCCCCGGCUGCGGCCUUCAGGGCCUUCUCUCGCAGCUGCUUUCCCCCAAAUCUGGAGAACUCACUCAGUCUGUGCUGAAAAGGCAAACGACUCCCGUCCUCCUCUGGAAACUUCUCAAUGGCACUUACUAUUUUUCUACAUCUGGCUCUCAUCGCAAUGGCGGUGGGAGCAGCGGAGGGUCCAAAGGGAAAUCCCCAGAGGAAGAUGAAGAGGAGAAGCGGCGCCGGGAGAGGGAGGACCAGAUGUACCGGGAGCGCUUGCGCACCCUCUUCCUCAUUGCGGUCAUUAUGAGCCUGCUGAACUCCCUGAGCACUGGUGGGGGCAACAUCUCCUGGAACGACUUUGUAAACGAGAUGCUGGCUAAAGGGGAAGUGCAGCGGGUUCAAGUGGUGCCAGAAAGUGACAUCGUGGAGAUCUACUUGCAUCCUGGAGCAGUGGUCUUUGGGCGGCCUAGGCUUGCCUUGAUGUACAGAAUGCAGGUCGCCAACAUUGACAAGUUUGAGGAGAAGCUGCGAGCGGCCGAAGACGAGCUGAACAUUGACCUGAAAGACAGGAUCCCCGUUUCCUACAAGCGCACUGGCUUCUUUGGGAAUGCCCUCUAUGCCUUGGGGAUGGCCGCCGUGGGCAUCGGCAUCUUGUGGUACAUCUUUCGUCUGGCCGGGAUGGCAGGAAGGGAAGGGGGCUUCAGCGCCUUUAACCAGCUGAAAAUGGCUCGCUUCACCAUUGUAGAUGGCAAAUCUGGGAAAGGGAUCAGUUUCAAGGAUGUUGCGGGGAUGCACGAGGCCAAACUGGAGGUCAAGGAAUUUGUGGAUUAUUUGAAGAGCCCAGAACGCUACUUGCAGCUUGGAGCUAAAGUACCCAGAGGUGCCCUCUUGCUUGGACCACCGGGCUGUGGCAAGACGUUGUUGGCAAAGGCUGUGGCUACCGAGGCCCAAGUCCCGUUCCUGGCAAUGGCCGGCUCUGAAUUUGUGGAGGUGAUUGGAGGCCUUGGAGCUGCUCGGGUGCGAAGCCUCUUCAAAGAAGCCCGGGCUCGGGGUCCAUGCAUUGUCUACAUUGACGAAAUUGACGCCGUGGGGAAGAAGCGCUCCACCAACAUGUCAGGCUUCUCCAACACUGAGGAGGAGCAGACCCUGAACCAGUUGCUGGUUGAAAUGGACGGGAUGGGGACCACGGAUCACGUCAUAGUGCUGGCCUCCACCAACCGGGCAGAUAUCUUGGACAAUGCCCUCAUGCGGCCCGGGAGGCUUGACCGCCACAUAUUUAUCGACCUGCCCACUCUUCAGGAGAGGCGAGAGAUCUUCGAGCAGCACCUGAAGGGCCUGAAACUCUCCCAGACUGGAAGCUUUUACUCCCAGCGCUUGGCCGAGCUCACGCCAGGAUUCAGUGGAGCCGACAUAGCCAACAUCUGCAACGAAGCAGCCCUCCAUGCUGCCAGGGAGGGUCAUAAGUCCAUCCAUACAUUCAAUUUUGAGUACGCUGUGGAGAGAGUCAUUGCAGGAACUGCCAAAAAGAGUAAAAUCCUGUCACAGGAGGAACGGAGAGUCGUGGCGUUUCAUGAGUCGGGUCAUGCGCUAGUGGGCUGGCUCCUGGAGCACACUGAGGCCGUUAUGAAGGUUUCCAUCGCCCCUCGCACCAACGCUGCCUUGGGCUUUGCCCAGAUCCUGCCAAAGGACCAGUACCUCUUCACCAAGGACCAGCUGUUUGAGCGGAUGUGCAUGGCCCUGGGAGGGAGGGUUUCAGAAGCCAUCACUUUCAACAAAGUCACAACAGGGGCCCAGGAUGACCUUAGGAAGGUAACCAAGAUCGCCUAUUCGAUGGUGAAACAAUACGGGAUGGUGCCCAACGUUGGGUACCUCUCCUUCCCGGAUCCAGAAAGCACCCCAGGGAUUGGACGGCGCCCCUUCAGCCACGGACUCCAGCAAAUCAUGGACCAUGAAGCAAAGAUUUUGGUGGCCCAAGCCUACAGACACACUGAAAAGCUUCUGCUGGACAACCGGGACAAACUCAGGAUGCUGGCGGAUGCCCUCCUGGAGAAGGAAGUCAUCAACUACGAGGACAUUGAGGCCUUAAUCGGGCCUCCUCCACACGGUCCUAAGAAAAUGAUCAGCCCUCAGAGCUGGAUCGAAGCAGAGAAGGAUAAACAGGAUGUGGGAGAGGAGGAGCCCCCCCAGCGGCCCCGGGGACAAGAGGAGGAGGAGGAGGAACCCAACCUCAGACUGGUUUGAAACUAGAAGGCAAGAAGAGCACUGCCUUCCUGGAUGAUGGCUGUCCUGUUCAGGUCUCCUCAUCAGGCCUGGUCAAGAUGCACAUGAGUUAUGGGUCCCUCCCUCUCUUUAUGCGCCAUUGUCAUUUCUCUGGAUUGGCAGAUGAGGCUCCUGGGAGAGAGAGUGCAUUGGCAGCCCUUGAUCCAUGGUGGGCCUUCCUUGGCUGCAGGCCUCUGCUUUGUGUUGCCGGCCACAAUUUGGCUGAUGUUUUUGUACCAGGGCUCCAGCCUUUCUUUCAAUUUUAAGGAAUAAAAACUCUGUGAAGCCUCAGAGGUCCUAUCCGCUGUCUGACCACAACCCGGACAGUCCUGCUACCGUGUGGCUUCUGGCUCCGAGGCUUAACUAGGAGAGGGAAGAGAAACUGCUUCAUUAUAGAAGCCUUCAGACUGAUCCUGCGUCUGGGGCUGAGAGGUGGGAUCCACAAUGAACAGCUCUGUUUGUGUAUCUCGGAGAGAGAGAGAGAAUCUGCUGCUACUACGUGCAUUAUCUUCCUCGAUCCCUGCCCCCCUUUUAAGGAGGAUUAUUUCCAGGCGGAUUACUGUCUGUAUCCCUGAACGACCCUUGUCCAGAUUCUCCUGCCAACAUGCAAUUUGUAAUUCUCAGGGCUUCCUCUUCCAAAGCCCUCCCUUGCGCUGGGAUUGUGAUUGCGUGCGCUUCCUCACUCCCCACUCACGUUCCCUCCCUCCUCCUCCUCUGAACUCCCGACUGUUGUUCUGGAGAGGAGCCAGGCCUCUCCAUGGCCCUCCUCAGCGGUCUGCGCCUACCACCUAGCGGCCUCUCAAGACGCCUACAAGCAAAUUGUUGACUAAAUACCGAAUACCUAGAUCAGUGGUUCCCAAACUUAUUUGGCCUGGGACAUGGCUUAGAGCGGUGAGUGUGGCUCCUGCUCAAGGAGGCGGGGCUGAGCCUCUCCCCUAGUCCAAGAUGCAAGGCUGGGAGGGGGAGAGGGAGGUGGGUGGGGCCACAAAUGGACGGUCAGGACCAAAAUGGGUGGGGUUACGAGCUCUGAGGUAGGGCUGAGCUUCUAUCCCUGUCCUGUGGCGCCUGCCAGGACAAGGGGUUGGGGCUAGAGGGGGCGGGGCCUCUAUACCCCGCCCCCGUGUUCUAACAAGCGCCUCAGGGGAGGUAUACAGAGGCUCUUGGGAGGAGGCCCCGCCCCUAGCCCCGCCCUUUAGUCCUAAAAGGCCUCUCAGGAGAGACAUAGAGGCUCAGCCCUGUCUAGGACUCUUGGGAAGAGGCCCCGCCCCCACCCCAGCCCCGCCCUUUAGUCCUAAAAGGCCUCAGGAGAGGUAUAGAGGCUCAGCCCUGUCUUGGGCUCUUGGAAAGAGGCCCCGCCCCCUUCCCUAACUCCGCCCUCUGUGUCCCAACAAGCACUUCGGGAGAGGUAUAGAUUCUCAGCCCUGUCUCGGGCUUUUGGGAAGAAGCCACGCCCACUCCUCUAGCUCCUCCCCAUCUCCUAAUAGGUGCCAUCACCGCCCCCCUGGAUCUCUGCAGCGCCCACCAGGGGGCGGUAGCGCCCACUUUGGGAAUCACUGACCUAGAUCCUGAAUUAUUGUGUGUGUAACUUCCAAGCCAUCCCUAUCCUCCCAGGCCUAUUAGUACUGAGUCCGCUUUAACAAAGGAAUGACAAAUGCUUUGAAUGUGGCCACAUGGUUUGGGAGGAAAUUCAGGAUCAUGGAAGUGAUUGAAUCGGUACAGGAAGCCAGUUUGAUGGCAUUAGCUUCCUUCCGUCUUAGAUGGCUUGUUGUGAAGAAAAUAAAGAUCUAAAACAUG
This is a messenger RNA of Anolis carolinensis (green anole), 4289 nucleotides long. RefSeq names its product SPG7 matrix AAA peptidase subunit, paraplegin (gene spg7). Lineage: Eukaryota; Metazoa; Chordata; Lepidosauria; Squamata; Anolidae. The transcript is spliced from 17 exons. The record is from RefSeq and is a predicted model, not a curated record. Gene Ontology annotation, biological process: mitochondrial protein processing. Gene Ontology annotation, cellular component: membrane; m-AAA complex. Bases 138 to 2477 code for a protein of 779 amino acids. Gene Ontology annotation, molecular function: ATP binding; zinc ion binding; metalloendopeptidase activity.